Molecule: messenger RNA, 1880 nt
Organism: Rhagoletis zephyria (snowberry fruit fly)
Lineage: Eukaryota; Metazoa; Arthropoda; Insecta; Diptera; Tephritidae
Product: serine protease easter-like
Biological process (GO): proteolysis
Molecular function (GO): serine-type endopeptidase activity
Source: RefSeq, a predicted model, not a curated record
UCUUUUGGAGCGCUCGCGGCGUUGAGCUUACUAAUACAACAUUUUUCUCAUUACCUCUGCUAACGCUCGUCUCCUCAGCGUUUUCCAUUCACUCUCGCUUGCUAUCGCCGCGUGCUAAUCGCACACACAGCUGAGCGGUACUUCAAGCUGUAGUGGUCGCGCCCGUGUAUUGAGCGGAUAACUUAAACGCUUUAUGAAAGCUGUGUUACAUUUAAGCUAUCGCUGCGUGCCAAGUCAACUCGCGUUUAAGCUACGCCAUAGCCGCUUUGGAGGAGGCAGUCCAGUGGUCGCGGGACAUAUUCUUCUACGUGACUUAGUUACGCUCCGCGCUGUCGGUUUCACAUCAGCCCAUUGUUUCUCUGCAUAUGUGUGCAGCAUUUUCGAAAUUCCGAACUUUUGAAGUCUCUAGUCGACAAUGCACUUCAAUUGUUUCGCCGUCACCUUGGCGCUAUCAGUCGCGUAUGGCGCGCGCGCAAAUACGGACGUCGAAUUGCCUUUGUUUUCACAAGAAAGUAGCGACAGCAGUGGCUCCCAUAAAACUCCAAUAACACCGGUCAACUGUGAGAUACCCAAUGAGGCGAAAUUGGGCAUCUGCAUGGAGGUGAGCAACUGCUCAGCUUAUCUACAGGCGCGUAAUAUGGCCGACGUAUCCUCAGAGAAAGUGAACUUCCUGAAGAAGGUGCAAUGCUCAUGCAAAGAUAGCGGAGAUCGCAUUUUUCAACCCUUGGUAUGCUGCCCAGCCAACGGACAGGACUACUUAUAUCCUUCGUUGAAAUUUUCGAAAUUCGAGUAUCGCCGCUUUCAAAACGUCACGGCUCAGUUCAAACGCAAGAAGUUGAAGCGUCGCAUACAAACUGUGGAGCCGGCGCAGAGCUUCAACUUGCGCAACGAAUGUGGCAAACAGGUGACGAACCGCAUUUAUGGCGGCGAGAUCGCCGAAUUGGAUGAGUUCCCAUGGCUGGCGCUGCUGGUGUACAACUCAAAUGAUUUCGGUUGCAGUGGCGCGCUGAUAGACGAUCGGCAUGUGUUGACGGCGGCGCAUUGCGUGCGUGGCGAGGGCGUGCGCGAAAAGCGGGGAUUGAAACUCAUACGCUUAGGAGAAUUCAACGUUAAAACCGAGCCGGACUGUAUUGAGGAGCCAGACUAUCUGAACUGCGCGGACGCCGCAUUGGACAUUGGCUAUGAUCGGAUUUUCGUACAUCCCGAAUAUAAUGAGCACUCUUUCAGCAAAUUCCACGACGUUGCCUUAGUACGACUAAAGCAUGCGGUGUCCUUUACACAUUUCGUAAUGCCCAUUUGCCUGCCAAGUGAAACGGACGAAAGUCCAUUUAAAGAGGGCGAAACGUUUUCGGUGUCUGGCUGGGGACGCACCGAUUUAUUCAAUAAGUACUUCCGCAACAUCCACAGUCCCAUCAAACUGAAGCUCCGAAUUCCAUAUGUGCAACGUGACAAAUGCGCCGACAUUUUGUCAAAAUUUGGCAUCGAACUGAGCCCGAAACAGGUAUGCGCUGGUGGCGAGUUCGCUAAGGAUACAUGCGCCGGCGACAGUGGUGCUCCGCUAAUGUAUUUUGAUCGCAAAUUCUCCCGCUGGGUUGCCUACGGCGUGGUGAGUUACGGAUUCACGCGCUGCGGUAUGGCCGGCCAUCCGGCCGUAUACACGGAUAUCUCUGCAUACCUCGAUUGGAUACAUGGUAUAGUGACAGCCAAAUGAAAAAAGUUACAUAUUUACAUACAUACAUAUGUAGAUAUAGAAGUACAUACACAUGUAGUUAAAUUAGAGGAUUCGAUUUGUACAUAUUCGUUCGUUGCUUUCGCUAAGGAGCAUUAGGUAUUUAUUAUUUUUAUGAAUUCGAAAAAAUGAUGUUAUUCGUGGAAAGAAG